Molecule: messenger RNA, 1059 nt
Organism: Micromonas commoda
Lineage: Eukaryota; Viridiplantae; Chlorophyta; Mamiellophyceae; Mamiellales; Mamiellaceae
Exons: 1
Coding region: 1-1059 (352 amino acids)
Cellular component (GO): catalytic step 2 spliceosome
Source: RefSeq, a predicted model, not a curated record
AUGGCGUCCGAGUUGGAGGCGCUGAAGCGCGAGCUCCACGCGCUCAAGGGCGAGCAGCAUGACUUGCACCAGCGGAAGUCGGCGAACCGGCAUCCCCGGGGCGGACCGCACGGCGACAGGGGAUCGGGCGGCGGGCGGUUUCAGAUCGGACCGAAUCGCGAGGAUCGCGACGACCGCCGCGCGGGCAAGCGCCAACGGACCUCCCUCGACGGCGACGGCGACGUGAACGGCGACGGCGGCGCGCCGGCCCCGCCGGGCGCCUACGCGUCCGCCCCCAGCGUCGACACGCGCCCGAAGGACGCGCCGGGCAUAGCCAAGGACGAGGGCGAGAAGCGGCGCGGGCGGCGGAUGCUCGCGGGACUGCUCGGCACGCUCAAGCGGCACCGCGACGAGGAGAAGGCGGUGGCCGCGGUGACGGCGCAGCGCCGCUCCGUCAUCGAGCAGGCCGAGACCAAGGCCCGGGAGGUGAGCGAGAAGCUCAGGCAGGAGUCGUUCGCGUCGAACGCCCUUCGCAGGGCGCGGGAUCACAGGCGAACCGCCGAGAUCGAUCUGAGGGUGGCCGAGAAGGAGCUGGAGGUCAAACGCGCGGCGCGUCUCGAGAAGGAUGCCAAAACCGCGGGAUGCGCGCGCACCAGCAAGGAAUGCGGCCGCCCCAGGGUCUUCUACAGGCCCAAGGCGCACACGAAGGACACCGAGGCCGCCGUCGAGGUCACCGCGAAGGAGGUGGCCGAGGAGUUUGACAAGACAAUCGCAAACUCGGAGGAGAAGGUGGAGCGGCUCAAGCGUGCGCUGCAGGAGGCGACCAGGGAGCUGGAGGAGGCGGAGGCGAACGCGCCGGAGGAUGCCGGCGACGACGACGAGAACGAAGGGGGGAACGAAGGGAGGAACGACGCGAACGGGCGAGCGCCGAUUGACGACGACGCGGCGCCCGAGGAGGGGGAGGUUGACGCGAGCGGAAGCGACGGCCGCGGGGAACGAAGCGACGGAGACGAGGACAUGGGCGACCUCGAGGAGGGCCCGGAUCCGGAGGGGCUCGAGGACAUGCUCGCGGGGAAGUGA